Molecule: messenger RNA, 824 nt
Organism: Symbiodinium sp. CCMP2456
Lineage: Eukaryota; Dinophyceae; Suessiales; Symbiodiniaceae
Source: the annotation of a GenBank genome assembly
GUCUACUUCUCGGUGCUGCCGCAAAUCUUUCCGUCCGCCGCGGCAAAAGAGGCGGCCGCGUCCGCCGAGCCGCCGGUGCUGCCACGGAGGGCGCUGAUCCUGAUGGAUAUAUCGCCGAGCAAGUCAAAGAGUACGGGCCGGUGUUUCAGAUGAACUACUUCGGCCGGAAAACUGUCAUUGUAGGUGGUGCAGACGGCGUGAUCGGUUUUACCAGUGCCGAGAAGAACAUUACAAAGUCUGCUUUGCCAGAUACUUUCUCGCAGCUGCACACUGAAUACGGCACUAUGAACCUUGCAGGGGAAGUCCACAAGACCAGCCGUGUGGGAUUGAUCAACUCUGCUCUAUGCGACGAGGCUUUCGAAUUUUUUCUUCCAGUAAUCCAGGCACGCUGCUCGGAGUUUCUGGAUUCUGUGGAGUCCAGAGGCAAGUUCCGGCCGGCGCAGGAGCUAAAGGACUGGAGUGUGACACUCUUUGCAGAGCUUUUCACCGGCAUCCCUUUCGACAAGGAAAUGCUGAAGUUGCUUUACAGCUACAACGAGGGGCUCUACGGGCUGAUCCCCCUGAAGCUCCCCUUCACAGCUUUUGGACGCGGUUUUCGGGCCAAGGACGAGCUUGUUAGCCGGCUCCGGAGACAGAUCGAGGAACUGAUGCAGAGUGGCCAGAUCGAGGAGCAAAGACUACUGCUACUACUACGACGACGACGACAGCUGCUACUACUACUACUACUACUACUAAUACUAUUAUUACUACUACUACUACUACUACUACUGCUGCUACUGCUGCUAAUGUUGCUGCGACUGCUACUGCUACUGCUACUUUACUAG